Messenger RNA from Sclerotinia sclerotiorum 1980 UF-70, 4770 nucleotides. RefSeq lists its product as hypothetical. NCBI's taxonomy places the organism in Eukaryota, Fungi, Ascomycota, Leotiomycetes, Helotiales, Sclerotiniaceae. Gene Ontology annotation, biological process: transmembrane transport. Gene Ontology annotation, molecular function: ATP binding; ATP hydrolysis activity; ABC-type transporter activity. Gene Ontology annotation, cellular component: membrane. The transcript has 7 exons. The record is from RefSeq and is a predicted model, not a curated record. Bases 1 to 4770 code for a protein of 1589 amino acids.
AUGCUGUCUUAUGCAGCUCCUACACUCAUUGGAUUAUUCACCAUACCAACCGCAUGGAGAUUUGCUAGAAACUUCAAGUCACCCAAAUCGACCAAUCAUGAAGCUCUCUAUGAAGACAAAGAUGGGGUGGCUACGGAAGAUUCCAUGGCGAAAUACUCCACCAAACUUCAAUUCGUGAUGAUCUUCACUUCUCUCAUUGUGGGACUUCUGGUAUCAUUUGGAUCGGCUGUUUUUGCUACGGUUGAGAAGAAGGAGGGAUUCUCGGAUUAUUGUUUGAUGCAACUUUGGUUGUUAUUCGUAUCUUGGAUUUUCGCAUUCAUUCAGAUAUUGGAAACUUCAAGAGAAAUUCAUCCUGUAUUGAAAUUUCAAAAAGGAAUAUUUAAUUCCGUGUCAUGUAUCUUGAUAGUUGUUCUCGCAUGUCUCGUGCUAUCGGGGCCCCUUCCAAAUGAAGCCCCCUUCCGCCUCGCAUCUGUCAUUCUCACAGCCCUCCAAAUCAUUGCUGCUGCUUUCAGCGCUGCAACAUUCUACUUUGUUGAGCGCCGCCCCGAUGUCUUUACCCCUGAUGGAAGGGUUGUCGAGAGACAAUUUAAAAAGUCGUUAUGGAAUAGAUAUGCCUUCAAUUGGAGCACUGAGCUCCUUGAUAUCGCUUCGAAAAAAUUAAUUGAGGUAUCGGAUCUCCCUGCUAUGGAUGGACAUGUCCGUUCGAAAGAUGUUAGAGACUCUUUCAAAUCAAUAGUAUUGAAGUCAACAGUUCCAUUAUGGCUCCAAGUUUUCUGGGCAUAUCGUACAGCCAUAUUUACUCAAUGGGUGUUGGUAAUGAUCUCGUCUGUUAUCGAUGCUGCGCCACAGUUUGCUGUGUUAAAACUGCUUCAAUAUCUCGAAGCUCGUCAAGGAUUUGAUGCCAUUGAUCCUCAAGCGUGGAUUUGGGUAUUUGGUCUUUUCGCAGCUACAAUUGCUGAAACCCUGAUGGACAACCGAAUUAAUUGGUUGAUGUGGUCCGAUCUUGCAAUUCCGAUUAGAUCAACUCUUACAUCACUAAUAUUCGAAAAGAUGAUGAAGAUGAAGGAUUGCAAGGAGCCUCCGAAGGCAGAAGACAAGGACGCAACAGCAGACAAGACAAAAGAUUCACCCAAGACUGAUGAUGCACCUAAGGCAAAUGGAAAUGCAAACGCAAAUGACACGGCAAAGCCAGAUGCAUCGAAUGAUCAUGGACCUCAUGGACCACACGCUAAGAAAGGGAAGGAUGGGGACGCAAAGAAAAAAGUCGAGACCGACAAAGACAUUGUCAAUAUGUUUGCCGUGGAUGCAAAUCAAGUCGGUGUUUUUGGCGCUGUCAAUCAGUUCUACAUUUUAUUUUUCUGCAAAUUCCUUGUUUCGGUUGUCUUUUUAUGGCUCUUAGUUGGUUGGGAGUCAACGGCUGCCGGUAUGCUAGCAAUCAUAGGCAUGGCACCAAUAAAUCAGGCCCUUGCAAAGAGAUAUGGAGGUUUUCAAAGAGAGUUGAUGAAGGCUCGAGAUAAGAAGACUACUAUUGUCACCGAGGCACUUAAUGGUAUCCGGCAAAUCAAGUUCUCCGCCAACGAAACUCAAUGGAGCAAAAAGAUAUUCGAAGCUCGUGAGGAAGAAAUUGGGAAAUUGUGGAAGACUAAGAUCAACAACUUGUAUAUGAUGGUUGGUUCAAAUGUGGCUCCAGUGCUCCUGACAGUCUUGGCUCUGGCUACGUACUCUUAUAUUCACGGAGACUUAUUACCAUCAGUCGCAUUUACAGCAUUGGGCGUAUUCAUGCAACUUGAAGGUGUCCUAGGAAUGGUUCCGUUCCUAUUUAUGAUGGGAAUGAAUGCCAAAGUGAGUUGUGAUAGAAUCGAUUCUUUUCUCCAGUCCCCAGAAAAGCCAGAGAAUACAUACCCUGGUGAAUCCAUUACCCUCGACAAUGUGUCCGUCAGCUUCCCAUCAAAAUCCAAGGUUUCAGAAGAUGAGGACAGAUUUAUUCUUAGAGAUCUUACUCUUAACUUUCCCAACAAUGCUCUGAGUGUUAUUUCGGGACCUACGGGCUCUGGCAAGUCACUUCUACUUUCAGCCAUAUUAGGUGAAGUAGAAGUUCUAUCUGGAAAUAUUACUGUACCCCGAGCACCUCAAGCCGAUGAGAGACAUGAUAGCAAAGCUACAGCUGCAGACUGGGUUCUACCCUCCGCCAUAGCAUUUGUUUCCCAAACUCCGUGGAUCGAAAAUGCUACCAUUAAAGACAAUAUCCUAUUCGGUUUGCCCUUCGACUCUACACGAUAUCAAAAAGUCCUUGACGCAUGUGCUCUUACAAAAGAUCUUCACAUGUUUGAUGACGGCGACUUGACAGAAGUUGGCGCUCAAGGUAUAAGCUUAAGUGGUGGACAAAAGUGGCGUUUGACUUUAGCAAGAGCUUUCUACUCUCGUGCUGGAAUAUUGAUUCUCGAUGACGUCUUUUCGGCUCUUGAUGCACACGUUGGGAAAGAGAUCUAUGAUAAUGCCCUCAUGGGAGAACUAUCCCAAGGUCGCACGCGCAUUCUAGUAACACACCACGUAUCGUUGUGUCUCCCACGUGCUAGUUACGCCGUUCAGCUAUCGAAGAAUGGAGGACUCGAACAUGCCGGUUCUAUUGAUGAGCUCAAAAAGACAGGAAAUUUCGAUGAAAUCAUCAAAGCAGAGCAAGUUUCCGGAGUAGCAGAUGAGGAGGAGGCGAAUGCAUCCGAGGCAAAUGGUGACAAGAAGCCAUCCGAUGAACCAGCUUCCAAGCCUAAAAAACUUAUUGAAGAAGAAAAACGAGAAACGGGAAGUGUCAAGGCAAGCGUCUACACGAAAUACCUUAUGGCGACUGGCGGCAUUCCUUUCUGGGGACUGGUAAUCAUCUUUUAUUUGAUCGCAGAAGCUCUAGUCAUUGGAAGGUCCUGGUGGAUCAAGAUAUGGACAUCGUCCUAUGAACAUUCUGAGAUAAACUUGUCCAGUUUCAAUUCUACUCAUCUGCCUUACAUGACUUCCAUGCAACAGCAGCUUCAACCAUCAGUUUUCGUCUCAAAAUUGAACAAUCCAUUCUCAAAAGACCAUACCUUGGGCUACUAUCUGUUGGGAUAUGUCCUGAUUUCGGCUGUCUCUGUUGUUGUCGCCACUGGUAGAUAUUACUUCAUUUAUCGUGGAUCUCUAUCUGCUUCUAGGAAUGUCUUCAAGGAGAUGACGAAUAUCGUACUUCGUACUCCUUUGAGAUGGUUGGAUACUGUUCCUACAGGACGGAUUUUGAAUCGUUUCACUGCAGAUUUCACUUCCAUGGAUUCGCAACUCUCCACAAAUUUUGCUCAAACCGCCUCUUCAUUCCUUGAAAUCAUAGGAAUCAUGGUAUCUGCAUUCUUUGUAUCUCCAUAUAUCAUUAUCAUCGCAGUGAUCCUACUAGGUAUUUGCACUUAUAUCGCUCUCCUUUAUAUUAAGGGCGCACGCUCUCUCAAACGCCUCGAAUCAGUCCAGAAAUCCCCCAUGAUUUCACACUUUGGAUCAGCUCUUGCAGGUUUAAGUACCAUCCGUGCAUUUGCAAAUUCACAGGUUUUUGAAGCCAAGAUGCAUGAGUUGGUAGACUCGUUUGCGGCUGCAACUUGGCAUAAUUGGCUGUUUAAUCGAUGGUUCGGACUUCGUAUGGCAUUGGUUGGUUCAUUCUUCUCGUCAUGUGUAGCUGCAUUUAUUGUCUCCACUCACGGUGUUGAUGCGUCACUGGCUGGAUUCGCACUAGCAUUUGCAUUGAGUUAUAGACGGGCUGUUAUUUAUACUAUUAGAUUGCUUGCUUCAACAGAGCUCGACAUGAAUGCUGCUGAAAGAAUUUUCGAGUAUACACAAUUAGAGAUGGAACCUCAGGGCGGAACAGAUAAUAUCCGCGCUUCGUGGCCAGAAGAGGGUAAAAUAGAAGUAACAGACUUAGAAGUUGGGUAUGCCGAAGGAUUACCGGCAAUUUUGAAAGGGUUAACAUUUUCUGUGGAUAAAAAUCAACGGGUUGGAGUUGUUGGAAGGACUGGUGCUGGAAAAUCAACACUAUCCCUUGCUCUUUUCCGUUUCUUGGAAGCCCGAGCUGGUACCAUUUCGAUCGAUGGAGUCGACAUCUCUACUCUCAAACUUCACGACCUCCGAACCCGGCUCUCAAUCAUACCCCAAGAUCCUGUACUCUUCUCCGGUACCAUUCGCUCCAACUUGGAUCCUUUCGAUGAGUUCUCCGAUCAACAAUUAAAGGAAGCCCUCCAACGCGUCCACCUCAUUCCCUCUGCGGACAGCACUCCCGCCCCAGAACUCGAAACUCUAGCCGAAUCAUCCACCGCCGCAUCAAGCAGCUCCACAACCGUCACAGUCGCCGAAUCCUCAACAAAAGAAAACACAAACAUAUUCUUGAACCUUACAUCCCCGAUUUCCUCUGCCGGUGCCAACCUUUCCCAAGGCCAAAAACAACUUCUCUGUCUCGCACGUGCUAUUCUCUCACGACCAAAAGUUCUUCUUCUCGACGAAGCUACGUCUGCUGUUGAUAUGACAACUGAUACAUUAAUCCAACGCAGCAUCCGUGAAGAAUUCGCAAACACGACAUUAUUAGUUGUAGCGCAUCGACUAAGUACUGUAGCUGAUUUCGAUCGAAUAUUAGUUAUGCGUGAUGGAGUAGCGGCUGAGUUUGGUAGCCCCAAAGAGUUGUUGGAGAUAGAGGAUGGAGUUUUCAAGGGGAUGGUAGCACAGAGUGGGGAGAGUGAGGUGUUGGAGAGGAGUAUUAGGGGAGAGUUUUAA